AGAUAGGGUCCCAUGUGAAGCAUAAGAAGGCGCAGAGAUUCUUUUCCUGCUCAUCGUUUCCCCAGCAAGAAAAGACGGGGAGUCAAACAGUCCAAGAAACACAGAGAGGCUCCCAUCUGUUGAACGCACCAGCUCGACUUGCCACCUCGCCCCUCCGGAGCCCAGGCCAAUGGCGGCGGCCGAACCGGGGCAGCAGCAGCACCCCUGCAGCAUCUGCAUGGAGCCCAUGGCGCCCUCCAAGGCCCACCGCGGUGGCGCCGCCUGCGCGCACGCCUUCUGCCGUGCGUGCCUGGCGGGCCACGUCCGCGCCAAGGUCGAGUCCGCCGGUGGCAGUGGCGGCGGCGGCGCCGUCGUGCGGUGCCCCGAUGCGUCCUGCGCCGAGGCGCUCGACCCGGAGCUCUGCCGCGCCGCGCUCCCCUCCGACGUGUUCGAGCGGUGGUGCGCCGCGCUCUGCGAGUCCUUGUUCCUCGGCGCACGGCGCACCUACUGCCCGUUCCCGGACUGCUCCGAGAUGAUGGUGGCGGACGACGGCGAGGACGCUGAGUGUUGCGUUACGCAGUCGGAGUGCCAGGUGUGCAGGCGGCUGUUCUGCGCGCGGUGCGGGGUGCCGUGGCACGCCGGCGUGACCUGCGCCGAGUUCGAACGGCUCGGCGAGGGGGAGCGAAACCGGGAGGAUCUGUUGCUGCUGGAGGCCGCCCGGGAGGGAAAGUGGAAGCGCUGCCCGGGCUGCAGGUUCUACGUCGAGCUGUCCAGUGGCUGUCUGCACAUUACCUGCAGGUGUGGAUUUGAGUUCUGCUAUGGAUGCGGUAAGCGAUGGGAGCUAAUACAUGACGGCUGUCCUGGGGCAUGAAGUAGGUUUGGCUUUGAAUUCUGCUAUGGAUGCGGUAAGUGAUGGGAGCAGAUACAUGACGGGUUCUGGGGCAUGAAAUGGGUACGGAUGCUGCUAGUUAGUAUAGUUUCUCUGGGGUUCACGUGAAUCACGAAUAUUGUGUUUGGUAUCUUCUCUGACCAUGAGCUCGCCAGUCUGCCAAUCUCCUCUUGAGAAUUUUGCAAGGUUCUUCUAUAUGUGUCUGGUCUUAAUUAGCCAGUAAUGUGCAAAAGGUAUAAUCUAUGACUUUCUUUAAUUUAA
Molecule: messenger RNA, 1129 nt
Organism: Phragmites australis (common reed)
Lineage: Eukaryota; Viridiplantae; Streptophyta; Magnoliopsida; Poales; Poaceae
Product: E3 ubiquitin-protein ligase RSL1-like
Exons: 3
Coding region: 170-850 (226 amino acids)
Biological process (GO): ubiquitin-dependent protein catabolic process; positive regulation of proteasomal ubiquitin-dependent protein catabolic process; protein polyubiquitination
Cellular component (GO): ubiquitin ligase complex; cytoplasm
Molecular function (GO): zinc ion binding; ubiquitin protein ligase activity; ubiquitin conjugating enzyme binding
Source: RefSeq, a predicted model, not a curated record